Molecule: messenger RNA, 1611 nt
Organism: Penicillium angulare
Lineage: Eukaryota; Fungi; Ascomycota; Eurotiomycetes; Eurotiales; Aspergillaceae
Product: glycoside hydrolase family 125 protein
Exons: 3
Coding region: 1-1611 (536 amino acids)
Biological process (GO): carbohydrate metabolic process
Source: RefSeq, a predicted model, not a curated record
AUGCCUAUCUCCACGUUUCUCGCAGCGGGCCUUCUUGCCCUCCAGGUCAACGCGCUGCCUGGACGUGACAACCCCGCAAUUGUACGUCGCGCCUGUCCAGACUACACAACUUAUGCCGCGACACCGCAUGGUCCCUACAGUGGAGGCCCCUUGAAUCUCCCGUUCCAGCGCCCUUCAGAGGCAUGUCGCACCUUCUCUUCGUCGUCAGUCGAGAAGGUCAUCGACGAUGUUACAUCGCGUCUGGUCGACAAGGACCUCGCGCAACUGUUUCGUAAUGCGUAUCCCAACACUCUCGAUACAACAAUCAGAUGGCACGUAAACGGCUCCAGCAACGCCGUAAAUAGCCAAAAGAGAAAGCGUGACACUUCAGAUUGGAGCGGCUUGCAAACAUUCAUCGUGACUGGUGAUAUUAACGCGGAGUGGCUACGCGAUUCUACCAAUCAAGUGAUGAACUACCAGAAGCUCGCAUCUCAGGAUAAGAGUCUUUACAAUCUCAUUCUUGGUGCGAUUCGCACUCAAGCCGAGUUUGUAAUCAAAUCACCUUUUUGCGAGGCUUUCCAGGCUCCCUCUGUCAGUGGCAUUGCUCCUGAGAACAACACCCAGAUUGACACCGUGACCCCGACAUACGAUAAGUCUUUCGUAUACGAGUGCAAGUAUGAGCUUGAUUCGCUGGCACAUUUCCUCAAGAUGGGCAGACAAUUCUAUGAGAAUACCGGAUCGACCGAGUUUCUCACAGAUCGUUGGUUCACGGCGUUACAAACUCUACUCAAUGUGAUCGACGCGGAGUCACAACCUACUUUCAAUUCCAAGGGCUCGUUCGUGCAGAAUAAGUAUACUUUCCAAAGACAAACUACCAUUGGUACGGAGACUCUCACCCUUUCGGGUGAAGGAAACCCACUUAACAGUGGAACCGGCCUCAUUCGAAGUGCGUUCCGACCAAGCGACGAUGCCACCAUUCUGGGAUACUUCAUUCCUCCUAACGCUAUGAUGUCUGUGGAGUUACAGCACAUUUCCAAAGUUCUUAAGGCCGCCGGUGGUCAUGAUGACCUUGCUUCAGAACUACAGGACCGCGGCGAGAAGCUCGCUGCUGCUGUCCGCGAGCACGGAAUUGUAAACAAUGGCAAAUACGGCGAUGUUUACGCAUUCGAGGUGGACGGGUAUGGCUCGCGCAUUAUUAUGGACGAUGCGAAUGUUCCUUCCCUUCUUUCGCUGCCGUAUUUGGAAUUCGUCAACCAGACCGACGAGGUCUAUCAGAAUACUCGCAAGAUGGUUACCGAUAAGCUUGGUAACCCUUACUAUUUGGAAGGCUCUGCUUUCCAUGGUAUCGGUGGCCCACACAUUGGCCUUCAGAACGCUUGGCCAAUGUCUUUGCUUAUCCAGGCUCAGACCUCCGACAAUGAGACUGAAAUCAUGGAAUGCAUUAACCUCGUCCGGGACGCUAGCUUGCUGGGUCUUAUUCACGAAUCCGUUAAUGUCACUAAUGUCAAGGACUACACUCGUCCAUGGUUCUCAUGGGCUAACUCUGUUUUCGCUCAGACCAUUCUCAAGGUUGCUGCUGAAAAGCCACAACUGAUCUUUGGAAAGGAUGCUGAGCCUUAUAAUGUUUCUUAG